Drosophila melanogaster (fruit fly) is the source of this 1241-nucleotide messenger RNA. RefSeq lists its product as uncharacterized. NCBI's taxonomy places the organism in Eukaryota, Metazoa, Arthropoda, Insecta, Diptera, Drosophilidae. Gene Ontology annotation, cellular component: lysosomal membrane; membrane. The transcript is spliced from 4 exons. The record is from RefSeq and is marked reviewed. The coding region runs from base 94 to 759 and encodes 221 amino acids.
CCAGACAAGUACGGUCACUCUGCGAAAUUGCAAGGGAAUUUUCUCCAAUAAAAGGCAAGAAAACUGAGGAAAAUUGAAAUUAAAGAAAAAUUAAUGGCACACAAGCGCCUGUUCGUCUACGCGGUGCUACUGGUGAUAUGUUAUUUGGUUGGCGUGACAUGGGCUGAGACUGCGGCGCAGACAUUCCCAGCGAUCGGCACCAACAGCAACAACAACAGCAAUGCUCAACCUGCUCCUGUGCCUGCACCUGCAGCUCCAGCGGCUGCAGCUCCACUAGCCAAGCAAGUUUCAGCUCCCACUGCCGCCCCUCCGGCCAAGGUCAUCGGCCAGCCUGUGCUCGCUGCUCCAGGCAAAAAUUCUUCCAAUUCCAGCAGCACAACUGAGUGCGUCUGUGCCGGUGCCCUGCUGCCCCGUUUGGAUGCCAAUGGCAAGGAGCUGCCCAUAUGCGCCGAGUGCAAGUGCUCCCAUGUGGCGAGAAAUACGACGCUGAUAAAGGUCGUGGUCAUUAUUGUGAUUUGGAUCAUCUCCAUUUUAGUAAUAUACAUGCUCUUCCUGAUGUGCCUGGACCCGUUGCUGAACAAGCGAGUGAAGGCGAACUACCAGGAGCACACCAACGAAGAUGUACAUAACAAGCUUUCUAGAUACAAGGGCAUUCAGUAUAGCCUCCUAGUUACAGCCCAAGGCGAAGAUGAUGAAGAUGACGAUGUUGAUGCCGAAGCGGCUCAACUAGUUGGCAAUAAAGAAGCACCACUCUUUUGAAUAGAUUUUAAUUUCCACAACCACCUUUGUUUCAUUUUGCGUUAUAGAUUUUGUUGACUUUCUAACCCACACCGUCACUUCAUUAAGACAGUAACUAACACGGCCAGAUCUUGGAUCACCUCGACUAAUUCCACAUUUUUCCACCCUUUUCUAACCAGGAUGAACCAACGCCGCCCCUGCCAGCCGUCAACAACCAGGAGCUCAGUGCCAGAGCCAAUGUCCUCAAUCGUGUGGGCCACCAGCAGGACAAGUGGAAGCGGCAGGUGCGCGAGCAGAGACGCCACAUCUACGACAGGCAUACCAUGCUAAACUAACAAGGGGUUCGGUUUGCAGCUGGCGGAGAUUAGGAGGCGCAUGGGCGACUUAAGACACGUAUUCCAAGCAGUUAUCCUUUGCGAAAUUCCCCUUUGGAUCAAAUUGAUUAUCUGUAUAUUUAGCCAGAUUUUAUGUUAAUUAAAAUAAACCAAAAUAUGUUUGUCAGG